AUGGGCAAGUGUCGACCAAUAUGUGUGGUUGUAAGUAGAGGAACGACCUUUACUCCGGAGAAACCAAAAAAAUCUAGAUGGAGAAAACAAGAUGUUGAAGGCAGAGCAAAAGUAAAAUCACGAACACGUAGAAAUCUUGGCCACAGUUACUUAGAUUCUAGAGGUCGACAACGAGAAGCUAGAGUAUUAGGUCCCCCAUGCCAGUGCAAGAAGAACUGCAGACAACUUCUCCAAGGAACUGAAUCCAGUAUAUUCAACUCAUUUUGGGACUUGAACACUUAUGACAAACAAAAUACUUAUCUAUUCUCUACUAUAAAAGUUAUACCGAAAAAGAGAAGCUACAAAAAGGAGACUAAACGGCAGGAAUCGGCUCGAAAAGUAAUGAAUCAAUAUUUCGUCAAGGUAAAUGUAGUUGACGUUCAAAUAUGUAAAAUCGAGUUUUUAUCUGUCCAUGGUCUUCAAAACUCCAGUAAGCGAUUGAAAUUUAUUGCUCGGCAAAUUUCCGAAGGCAGAACAACUCCAAAGAGGGAUGGCAGGGGCAAACACCAAAACAGGCCCAACAGAACGUCUGCAGAAAGAGUUCAGUCUGUUCAUGACCACAUUCAAGCUAUUCCAAGAUAUGAUUAUUAUGUUGAAUGGUGCAAGGAACGUGCAAUAGCACCAGUAGAAGAAGACCGGUAUAGGAGAAUAUUCUGCUCUGAGUACAACAUAGGUUUUAAGUUGCCCAAGAGUGAUACUUGCCAUACGUGUGAUCUCCCAAAUAACCAAAUGGAAGCCAACAAAGAAAACCAAGAUGAAUAUAACAAACUCAGGAUACAACUGCAGCUUCAUCAGACGAAAGCAGUUGCCAUGCAGGAAUGUUUGAGAAAAGAAGUAUUAGACAAUGCAAAAAAUUACACAAAGUAUAAUAUAUCUUUUGAUUUGCAGCAGACUCUUCCCACGCCUUCGCUCACUAUAGGCCCUGCUUUCUAUCUACGCAAGGCUUGGACAUACAACCUUGGCAUUCACGAUUGUGUCAGUGGCAAAGGUAGUAUGUUUCUGUGGGCCGAAACUACUGCAAAAAGGGGAAGAGAUUGCAAGCAUCCUACUAAAAUACUUACAAGAGAAGACUUCCACCAAAGAGCACCUAGUGGUUUUUACGGAUAA
Acanthoscelides obtectus is the source of this 1146-nucleotide messenger RNA. The record is from the annotation of a GenBank genome assembly. Lineage: Eukaryota; Metazoa; Arthropoda; Insecta; Coleoptera; Chrysomelidae.